Messenger RNA from Poecilia reticulata (guppy), 2359 nucleotides. Lineage: Eukaryota; Metazoa; Chordata; Actinopteri; Cyprinodontiformes; Poeciliidae. The record is from RefSeq and is a predicted model, not a curated record.
GCAGAGACCCACCCACUCUCCCCUCCUCUGUCACUCGCUUUUGUUGUGGUUUCUGUCGAUGGUUUGGCCCACAGAGCCAGCCCUCGUUGGCCCUGCUGCCAUGGCAACCAGGAAAUACUCACCGCCGUCAAAGUAGUAGUAGUGUCCGCGAGAGAGGGGGGCAGAGAUCGGAGCAGAACGUGGGGAGCGGGAGUCUAGACGGACCACAGCAGCAGAAGGGAUCGAUUUCCACGUCCGGCUGUGCUGAACCUCGUCCUCCUGUAGAGAUGGCUGCCAGCUCUGCUGCGCCUGUCAAAAACGUGGUGGUGUUCAGGAAUGGAGACCCCUUCUUUGGCGGACGCAGGUUUGUGGUCAACCAGCGUCAGGUGGCCACCAUGGAGGCCUUUCUGAACGAGGUGACCCAGAGCAUCGGCGCCCCGCUGGCUGUCCGGACCCUGUACACCCCCCGGCAGGGCCACAGGGUCUCAGACCUCCAGGACCUCCAGACGGGAGCGCAGUACGUCGCUGCCGGCUUCGAGAGGUUCAAGAAACUGGACUAUCUGCAUGCAGGGUUAAAAAAGCAGCCUGGAGCUCGUAAUGAAGCACAGGUAAAAGUCAUCCAGAGGCCCAACGUUUCAGCCAAAUGGAGGAAGUUCAUUCCUGUUCCUUGCAUUAUUCAUGUAUUCCGUAAUGGAGAUCUUCUGUGUCCACCUUUCCGGUUCAUCAUUCCUCGGAGUUUGCAGCAGGACCUGGAUCAGAUCCUGAGUCUGAUCACCGAGAAAGUCAGCUUACGGACUGGAGCGGUGCGAAGGCUGUUCUCUCUGGAUGGAGCCUCCGUUUCCUCGGCCGGGGAGCUGCAGACCGGCCGCUGCUACGUUGCUGUGGGAACCGAAAGGUUCAAGAAACUUCCAUAUGUGGAGCUGCUGGUUUCAAAAGCUGCAGAGAGACAUUAUCCUGAGAAGAGGAAACUGCUGAGGAGAACACAGAACAGAAAAGCAGGAAGCGGUCCUGAAGACCGGUACAGUGACUCAGCUCUCCUCGACUCCCCAGAGUCCGAUGGCCGGAGGGUGAAGUCAACAGGAGACGAAGCUGCAGCUCUUCAGGAGUCGCAGCGGCUGAGCAGGAGGGAGAGAGCGGACGAGGCGUCCGGAUACUUCGCCCGGACCGUUAAAGUUCACAAGAACAGAACGCAGAGCAGACCGCUGCUCACUGACGGACCUGGUAAGCCAGGUGUGCUCAAAGCAGAGGAACGGACAAACAGAGAGGAGGCUCACGGUGCAGAGGAGGUGCAGGAGGACGAGAAUACGGCUACAGAGCUUCCUGUUGAUCAGACAGUUGCAGAAACAGUUGAAGAUGAAGACUUAAGCAACACGGAGGCUCCGGUGCAGAACUCCCCACAGAGACAUGCAGAAAAGAGCGAGCAGCAUCAACAGGAGGCGAGUGGAAAGCAGAAAGAGGCUGAGCUGAAGCCGAAAUCGUCACCGUCCCACUCGGAGGGGAAGAUCAGGGAAGAGCAGGCGACUCUGCCGACUGCACAUCUAUAAAAUCCUGGAGAAACUUUGCUCUUCUACUGGUUUUAAUGGUUUCCUGUGACAGAAGAGCCUGCAGGACGCUUAAUGCCGUCUCUGACUGAAUGAGUAGUAUCUAAACUGUGACACUGAGAAAAGUAAGAUUUGUUUGUAUUUUGUCUUUUUUUUAUCAUAAGACAUAAAUAUGAAUCAAAAUCCAACAAAUCUCUGAAAAACCUGCUGAAAGUGAGAUUAUUUAAUCUGUUCAUCCUGUUUAAAAGGAGCAGGAACCAACAUUCAGUCCUGCAUCUUAAUCCAACUUAAAAUAGUCCAAGGAGAUCAUGCAAACAUUAACACGUUUUUCAUUUUCCUAUAUAUGCCAUUGUUGUUCACUCUUCUUCAUUCAAAGCAAAUAUUCUUGAAUUUCUAGAAUUUUCCACCCUUGAAAUAUAAUUUUUACGGAUUAGUCUUUAUUUUUUCUGGGUUUUUUGUUUUCAUGUCUUGGCAGGAAGGAGAGCCUCAUUUCCCAUCUACAGUGCAUGAAAAGUCAGAUGUUUUCAUCGUAUGCAAAUUGUUAGUUUAAUACAUGAGAAUAUAUACUUUUUUGUUUGAAUCAAAUAAAAAUUAGAUGUGCUUGACUUUCCUCAGUAGUUUAGUACUAAAAUAUGACAUUUAAAGUGACAAAGUCCUUUGUGUCUUAAAUCCAUGCAUGUCAGCUGUCCUUUUAAUUUAACGUUUCUUAAAGUCAACUCAGCAAUUUAAAAAAUAAAGGCUACUUAGUCAUAUUUAUGUAUUAAAGUCUGAUAUUUAAUCAAAAAUAAAUAUGGAGUGAAUUGUUUUUAUUUUAAUUUACAGUUAAAUAAAUGAGAUUC